AUGUCUUCCGACGGCAAUGGAGAGUCAACACCACCACCAUCUGUGAGCCAGUCUUCCACAACGACACCACAACGACAUGACAAUACACCUAGCCGCCAAAAUGGAACACCACCAGUGCUGAAUGGUCACGAUUUAAGAAGGCAACAACACCAGCAAACGCCACCACCUUCGAUGGCAGCAGCAGCCACUGCCGGUGCAGUAGCGAUCCGCCUUGGCCGUGGACACAACCUUUUCAAUAUGGCACGAAACAAUCAAGGUACAGGCAACCAUAGUACCAGUAAUGGACAUCACGUUGGAGGUGUUGGAGGAGGAGGCAACAUACAUAAGAAAGCAGCCCAUGGACGACAUGUUACUACACGAGGUGGCAUCUAUGCAGCGACAACGACUGUACAACAGGAUAUUGUUCGAUUGGAACGUGAUUUAGAAAAGAUCUUGCUUCGACCUCAUGCACGUAGCCGACGUAUCAGUUCUUCAAAUGCACGACUUAGCAUGCAUGAUACGCAACGACCUCAAAACGGGAUCACAGAUGAUACCACAGCAACACAAGGCAACAGCAAGCGGAAUCUAUUUAUGCGAUAUUCGAGGAUGGAUCUAUCCAUGGCAACGGGUGAUGAUGAUGGCCGAGCAACAGCAGGGGAACAUGGUAGUCGCAUCAGCGCCAUCAUGACGUCUAUUAUGGAUACACUUGAAAAGCAUAAGGUCGCCACACAAUUGCCAUUUACCAGUGACAUCCUAGGCGUAUUAUCGGUGCCAUUUAGCCAAACGCCACUGAGCACGGAUGACUGUAAUCAAGCACUGGACAUCUUCGAUUAUAUUCGUGAGCGUUUCAAGCAAGUGGAUGCAAUUGACAACCUGGAGCAGAUCACGUUUUGCUGCCGAUUAUUGAAGUGUGGUCAUCUUAAGCUCAAAAUGCGGCUGGUUGAUACCAUGAAAUUGAUGCUGGCAUCGAGUAUGGGCAACCCUGCUUAUCUUCCAUCAUCCCCUACGGCUUUUCAUGCGUUGGUAUAUACCCUUGCUGAUGCUUUAUCGUAUGCUUCAGCGGCUACAACAGACCGUCCACAAUCACGCCAUCCUGAAGAAUACGACUAUAUUCGAUCGGCUUUGAUUGAUUAUCUUGAUAAACUUUCCAGCGGCAACAUGAUACCAUUGAUGGGAAAGGAUUGGGAUCGUUACUUUAUACCCGCCGACAGCAACAGUGAUCCUCCAGCACCACUCUCGGUUGCACGCUUUUGUGUUCUCGAAGCGUUGUGCCGAUCACUCAUGGUGAGCUCCGAUACAUCCCAUUCAGGUGGUGUUUUCGCAACGGCUCUUGCUAAACGAACCUACAUUGUACAAGAUCUCUUACCGAGAUAUUGGGAGGAGCCUGAUGUGCCUAUGAGAAGAUCUUAUGCUACUGUCCUCUUUGUAUUAUCGGAAGCAGCUACCGAUUGGUUUUUGAAUGCGACUCCCGAUGAUCUACGUCAAACAACAUCACCUGUAUCGCUCCUCAAGGCAUUUAUCGAAGACAAGAUUACAGUGACCACCCUGCAAAUGUAUCUGCCUAAUUGGCACGAUGAUCCAAAUGUUCGAGCCGUAUACACCAAUGUCAUCAGCAUGAUCUUAUCAUUACUCUCUAUCACAUCUCUUCAUGAUCCUCACCAUCUACAUAGCAACAGCCCACGUUCAACACCAAGUCAUAGCCCACGACCCUCAGCUUAUGACAUUCCAUCUCCUGAUGGUAGUGCCAUGUGGAGCCCUGAUGAAUUAUCCACCGAGCAUCUCAGCUUAUAUAGCAAUACGGAUCGUAGCAGCGAAAAGCCGACAUCAUGGCGACACACAAUAGCGCUUAUACGAUCUUAUUUCGAGGCAUUUUGGUCGUCAUCAACAUUACAGACUCUGGUGAUGGAAGUGGUGGCAGCAACAGUGGAGGAUGCAAGUUGGGACAAAUUGGUGCGAAUCUAUGAGAAUUUGGCAUUCAAUAUGGAUGAGACAAUUGGUGACAAGGUGGUCACUGCUACGUUGCCACGAUUAUUGAGUCGACUUGCAAAUACGCUUCCAUCACCUACAACACCAGGUUUAUCCAACUUGAUGUCCCGCAUUUCACAAUCUUAUCGACCUGUAUUCUACCGUCACGUGAUUACAUGUGCUGCAUCAAAUGAUGAGCAAAAAGUAUCGACGCAAUUGGUGCUUAUGAGCUGCUUGAGAAAGUACAUGUCAAGUGUACAAUAUUGGAUGCACGACGCGGAGAUGAUCAACGUGCUACUAUUAAGUGACCUUGGAGCCAAGAAGGAUACAGCCAGCAAUGGAGAGGAAGUUGUCAUUGGUGAUGGCAUUCGAUGGGGUAAUACGACACUUGGUCAAUGUGUGGUAGCUACCGAGUUUCUAUGGGCCAUCAAAGAAUUACGUGACAAGCAAAGCAGUGGAACAUUAGCCAACAUGGAAGAGAGCGAGAUUGCAAAAAAGUUCUUGAUUGAUUUGGAGCGACGCAUUGCCGUAUUCAUGACAGCAAAGGAGAAGAUGACCUUGAUCCCAUUACCAUUGCGAGUAAUUUUAUGCAACAUUUUCUUGGAGAUCCGAUUCUUUUGCAAUACGACACACCGACCUGGAUGGUUAUUACGUGCCAUUGAUUGGGCUAUACAGCAACGAGUGACAUCAACCUCGAGUGAUCCUUUUGACAUCACCAAUUCUCCCAUGUCAGAGAAGAAAUCACAUGUAUCAGUUACUAUUCAUCCCAAUCAUAUUGAAAAUGUGAUGCUCAUGUUUCAACGUAUACGGAUCGUUUAUGCAAUGACGGUGGAUGAGCUUGAAACAGAGAGCGUGGAUCCAGUCGAGUAUUUUGAUCGUCCUAUUCGACAGCCCAGUGAUCAAUCUCUCUUGGAUACGCCUGUUACAUCACUUCACGAGCAAGAUCCUGUACAAUUGCCUGAUCAAACACGGCGCCGCGAAUGCAUUUCCUCCAUUUACCCAAUCACACAAGCUGCUGCUGCUUCAAAAGAUGUGCGACCACCAACAUCCACUCACGAUGCCAACAAGUCCUUGCAGCUCGCUUCAACAUUAGCAAAGAGGCGAUUGGAUGAGAUGUCAUCUAUCAAUCAAGAUCCAUUUGGUGCAGUGUUUUCACUCCUUGUUGCUGUAUAUACCUCAUUGACGACGCAAGAGUUUGCUACUUUGGUGAAUCCGUUAUGGCAGGGAUUUAUUGAUGACCGAAAUCCGCAAUCAUUUGUACCUGCAGCAUUUCUUCUGAUGCAGUGUAGUGAAAAGAUACCCAAGCAAACGAUUGAAGUGUUUAUGCAUGACUUUUACAGUGGUGAUCCAUUUCGUCGAUUGGCUGCCAUUGAGAAGCAAGCAUCUAUGAGCGGAUACCGAUUCAACAUCCUUGCCCAAGAAUAUAUACCCGUAUCGAAUCGCAAACGUCCUUUUCGUGGGGAUGGAGGUGCAUUCUCUACACCAUUCGUGCCUACAGAUCUGGGAAGUAAUCGCUUCACUAUGGAUGAACCUCGGUGGAUGGCCAAACUUAAGCAUGCCAGCAAUUUCCCCAUUGAACUCAAGCGACAAAUUCAGGAGCUGGGAUGGGAUGAUGAUGAUCAAGGAGAGGAACAUGAGGCACUCAAGAAGGUGUUGACACCAUUGGCAUUGUUGCCAUCCUUGUUUUUGGAAGAUGAAGAUGAACCAUCCAAUGAUGGUGGUGCUCCUGACAAUACCACUGGAAAUGCUGGUGCAGCUGGUGGUGGUGCUGGUGGUGGUGGCACACGUAAUGAGGGAGAAACAACAAGGCAUGUCAAUGUGAGCAAGAUCAUUGCACGGCGUAAACGAGCAGCUACUGUUCAUGCCAUGACAGUAGCCAACUUGAGCUUGGUUGAUUUGCUUGGUGACGAUUUUAGUGGUGUUGCGAAUGGAUUACGCGACUUGCUUGAGACCUAUUUGCGUGAUGAUCCAGCAUUGUUCUUACGGCCGUUCUUGGGCGAACUUGGCAAAACACAAAUGGCUCGACACCGUGAACUCUUGACACGAUUGCGAUAUUUGACAGAUCUUCGCGCCAAGUUGCCACCCGGAUUCACGUAUAUCUUGUUCAACUACUUAGCAGGCAUGCUAAAGUGGUUGACACGUGAAAAUAAGGAAGAAGGCCUUGUGUUGAUGAUGUUGAUCCAUCCACUUUUGGUCGAGUUGGCCAUGUCAACCAAUGAACUUUCGAUUCGAGAUCUUCGUAAGAACAAGAUUGAGCAUUUAUUGGCGAGCACGGGUCGCUUUUGGUUUAUUAAUGAACAGCCUGCAAGCAUGUUUCCACGACGUAUCACCCAACAAGGGACGCCAUUUGCAUUUCUGGAUAUUCCAUGGGAGGUGUUCAGUGUAGCUAUUCUACGUACUAGCCACAUCCAAUUCUUGACCAACUUUUUGGCACGAUAUCCACGUGAAGUUUAUGCCAUCAAAAAGACGCUGCAAGAAUACGAGCCUAUCCCAAUGCCGAAUAAGAAAUCCAACGAGAGGUUAUCAGGCACGGCACAGUAUUUUCCAGAUAUCACGCUCCGCAAACGGCAGGAUACAAGCUUUGUGUUUGAAGAAGAGGAUGUAUCACCUAGCAAUGAUGAAAUCAAGGCAAUUCCAAGACACACGCAAGAAGAAGAAGAUACAGGAUUACUAUCAUCAUUGCGUGCACGUGUAUGGUUGCGAUUUAUUGAUGCCUUGUUGAAUGGAUUGAACAAGAAUUACAAUGAUCGUAACGAGUUGGAAAGGAUCCUAAAGGGUGUCAAUAUGAUCAUUAUGGAACAUCACUCGGAUUAUGGUAUCAUCGGGCAAGCAUUGAUAUUGUACACACGCGUGGUGACUCGAUUCAAGCGUUUAUUUGUCAACAAUCGUGGACAUGGAACAUUUUUACAUGCAUUGUUCAAGGUGUUUUGCGAGGUGGAACGAUUCCCACAUGUGCGAUCUGCCAUUACAUUUGCAUGGUGUCGAUUCUAUGCAGUGCACGAAGAAUCCUUUGUAUUUCAAAUGCUGGGAACAUUGGUGCCAAUUAUUCUCGAUGCAUACGACAAGUCCACUUCACUGGGUGCAUGGAUGGCUGACAAUUUGUAUUACUUGAUGCAAGCAAUGCAUAACCCACCAAGGCUAGGUGCGACAUCAGAUGUGCUUGGAUUACAGUUACAGGUGGAAUUGGAUGAUCAUGAGCGUAGUGUACAAGAGCGUAUCGAUGCUGUCAGCAAUCCAAUGGCAAUGCCAUUAUCAGCCACCAUUCUCAAACCACUAUCCAAAAGUGCAACAGCACCUAUUGUGCCACUCGCUGUUAGCGACUAUGAUAAUCGGCCCUUCCCUAUGCAAGAUUUCGUGAAGCUGUUUUUGACCAUCAUUGCAUAUGAUCCAGGCUCGUUGCGCGCUGAGCAGUUUGUCAAGAUGUUUCGGCAUAUGCUUCCCCGUUUUUGCAAGCUUGGAAAUUUGGGCACACUUGUCAAUGACGGCAUUGUAGCCUUGAUUGAUGUCUUUCUCAAGUUUAGCAAGAAUGCGAAACCUGCAGCAGCAGCUGGUGGUGAUGGCCAAGGGGGAGCUACUAGUGGAUCAUCGGCACCACACAUCAAUUUCAACGUGUCAAACCUGUUUUCGUCAGAAGAAAAUGCAGGACCCACUCAAGGAGAGUCAUCAACGCAACACGCUUAUGGAAAGCAAUGGCAACAGAAUGAUCGAUUGACUAUCAAACGCGAAUUCGUUCGCCUUGUGGAACAAUUCUUCAAGUGUGGUGGUGCCUUGAAUGAGACCAACCAUGAAAAGAUGUCGCAAAUUAUUCGUAUCAUUAUGCGAGAUUAUGCGUCUGUGCGAGGUGCAAUUUGUAAGACUGGAUGGAUCCGCAAUUAUUUGGUGUAUGCUAUGGAAACGAUGGUGGAUAUGCGCAACUAUACCAAGCCGCUCAAAACAAUGCUCACAGCAAUCCAUGGCCAACUUCGCACACAGUGGAAAACAGUGGAUGCAACUGAACUCUAUGAAGGAUUGGCGACAAUGAUGGAAAAUGGUCAAGGCAAAGCAUUGAAUAUGCACGAUGUUGCUGGAUUAUUACGAGAACGAUUUGUAUCGUUUGGAUUGAUGAUUGCUACUCGUGCACCAGGCGAUUGGAAUGAAUUAGGACUUGAGAUACGUACACGUUUCCGGAAAGCGCUAGUACGAUUGAUUGUGGCUAUCCUUGAGCACUCGUCGCAAGAUGUUUUGCAGGAGAUUGAACAAUUGCCACCUUCUAUCUCAUUGAUCGGCAGCAUUGUCGUUCCUAUAUGUCUCAAAUACGAUACCAGGUGUGAUUCUGGUGCAUCUGUUCCUUCUUUAAUGCGACCACGUUUUCGACCUUCCGAUCCUACAGCCACGUGGAUGCGUCUUUUGGCUUAUGUAUCCAAAUCUUGCAGCCAAGCAUCACUCUUCAAGUCCAAGAGCACUGGUUUUUCAUUGACAGCAUUGGCAUCGAAUAUGGGUGGAGGUGGUCAACAACAGCAUUCAUACAGCCAUAAUCAGAAUGAGGAAAUGGAUGAUGGCGAUGUAAUGCCUGAACCGAGGGACGGCAAAAGUACACCAACAUCGGUUGCCCAUUUGUUUUCAUUAAGCAUUGUGGCCAUGAAGAUUAUUCUUAUACGUGGAUCGAAAUCAUUUGACAAGAUACGGGGUGCAUGGGUGCAAGUGGCCUAUUUCAUCAAAGGGGCUCUCAUAUUUGGACAAACAUUGAAGACACUCAAACAACGACCAACCUCUGGAAGAUCGACUCCACGGGGUAGUCAUGCACCACAGCCAUCACCUGGUUUAUCACCACCCAACAAUCCACAUAGCUUAUGGCCUGGCACACCCACCACACCUGAAUCAGCACCAGCAACGGCAGGGAUUGGAGCUACAACUAACAGUAGUACUAGCUCAGCACCACCCGUGAGUGUAUUAUACGACUAUGCAACAUGGUGUUUUCUAGAAUACGUUGUAUGCUACAAGGCACCCUUGAGUCUUUUAUUGCGUGAUUUUGUACAAGAUAAACUACGUGAUAUGGGCAGCACUGCAAGGCCGACAAGUGGUAGAUCGCCAUCAUUUGCCACUACUCCCACUGUGGGCAACAGGCAAUCAAGGAAAUGGAAGAGCUGGGCAAAUACGGAUUCACAGCCACCCCAACAACAACAACAAGCAAUGGCAAACACGUAUGCAUCCGAUCCCUUGGUACCACCACCUCAUCAUCAACAGGUCGAGACUUUGGCACCUCCACCACCUUCUCCACAACAACAAGCUGAUACAUCAGCAGCAUCAGGUCUUGGUCUUCAUAUCCCCAACAGCCGAUCUUCAGGAACGGGUGUUCCACAACAACAACAACCCAUGUCAAGCUCACAAUCUAUUUUCAUUGAUGAAGCACCUCCUCUAUCACCUACCGCGCAACCUAUUCAUAGCCGUCGUGGAUCAAGGGCAAACAACACCAACACCAAUUCAAUGCCUGUGGGUGUAGGAUCCACCGAAUUGCACAUCAUUCAUGCGGAAACCAUCAAUGCUCUCAUGAACAUCCAAUCUUGUCUUGGUUUCAACACUGCUCUUCCUUGGGGUACAGAUACCACUUCUCCACAACACGCUCGCCCUUGGACUUAUCGCAUGGCUGUCAGCAAGGCUACUUAUGAGUGGCAGAUGAUCCUCCAACUCUAUACUCAACUUUUUGAAAAUCCCUCCACCACAAACACUUCUCCUGCACCUUUGAAUCCAUAG
Molecule: messenger RNA, 7674 nt
Organism: Lichtheimia ornata
Lineage: Eukaryota; Fungi; Mucoromycota; Mucoromycetes; Mucorales; Lichtheimiaceae
Exons: 7
Coding region: 1-7674 (2557 amino acids)
Biological process (GO): monoatomic cation homeostasis
Cellular component (GO): axon; cation channel complex
Molecular function (GO): monoatomic cation channel activity
Source: RefSeq, a predicted model, not a curated record